Hydra vulgaris (swiftwater hydra) is the source of this 1445-nucleotide messenger RNA. Its product is annotated as tyramine receptor Ser-2. Gene Ontology annotation, cellular component: plasma membrane. Gene Ontology annotation, biological process: G protein-coupled receptor signaling pathway. NCBI's taxonomy places the organism in Eukaryota, Metazoa, Cnidaria, Hydrozoa, Anthoathecata, Hydridae. Gene Ontology annotation, molecular function: neuropeptide Y receptor activity. The record is from RefSeq and is a predicted model, not a curated record.
AAUUUUCUGGAGACAUUAAAAACAAUGAUGUUUUAUAAGUGGAUUAUUUGAUAAAGAAAUCUUAAUUGAAGUUUUACUUUAAAACACAUUAUAGUGCAUAUAUAUGUUACUUUUUAAAGCAUUAUAUAUAUUUUUUUACACGCGAAUUGCAUUGGACUUCUUUACGAAAACAUGAACCAUUAGAAUAUCAACACUUGAAAAAAAGGCUUUUAAAAUGGCUUUUGUUGAUAAUAAAACUAUAGAAACUUCUAAAGAAAUAGUCGCCAUUAAGUCUGUGUACCUUAUUUUAUGUAUUUUGUUUGGCAUAAUUGGUAAUUUGGUUGUCAUUAUUGCUAUACAUAAAUAUAAAAAACUGCAAACUGUAACAAACUACUUUGUCUUAAAUUUGGCGAUAACAGAUCUCCUUUUUGCUGCGUGCGGAAUCCCAACUAUUAUAAUUACUACCAUUGCAAAAAAGUGGUUACUAGGAAGUUUUGUUUGUGAUUUAGUAGGUUUCUUGAAUUCACUAUUUUGUACAACAUCGAUAUGGACUCUUGUUAUGAUCAGCAUCAAUAGAUUUUUAAACGUUGCUAAAGCAAAUGAUAUUAAAAUACUUUAUACUAAGAAAAGAACAAAUAUAAUUAUCAUUAGCGUUUGGGUAUUUUCCGCUUUAAUUUCAUUUCCACCUUUGAUUGGCUGGAGUAGAUUUAAAUCAGGCUCUAACUUUUGCACUGUUGAUGGUAAAAAAUCAAAAGAAUACUCUUAUUUUCUCGGUGUUAUCGCUUAUGUAUUGCCUAUGGUGUUUUUAACUACUUUAUAUUUAUGCAUAUUUAUUAUGUUACACAAACAUGAAAAAACCAAGUUGAAAAGUAAUAUAAACUCUAUUGAAUAUUCUGAGCAAUCGGAAAAUGUAUCGAUGUUUGAGCAAGCACCUGAUUCAUCAGUUCCACAACAAGCACGAAACGAAACACUAAACGACAAAAACGUUACAGUUUACUUUUCUAAAUAUAAGACUAAAGAAACGACUACGGUAGACAGUAAAUCCCCUUUAAUUCAAAAUAACUUUCUUGAAGCAGAAAAAAAGAAAGAAAAGCGUCAAAUGGUCGCUAUUGCAAUACAUUUGAAGCAAGUUCGAGUUACAAAAAUGCUUAUGAUUUUAGUGUUAAGCUUCUUUUUUUGUUGGACACCAUUUUUUGUUGGAGCAUUGUACCACGUUUAUCACAAAAAAAUUAACGGUUUUCAAGUGACAACUUUUGGAAUAAUGUGCGCUUGUUUAAAUUGCAUUCUAAAUCCUUUUAUUUAUUCUAUUAUGAAUCGUAGUUUUCGAAAAUGCGUGGUAGAAAUGUGGAAAAACCUAAUUUCAUCUUAGUUAUUAUUCAGACAUUGUUACAUUUGUUUUUUUAUUGGAAAUUUUAAUAUGAUACUUAUUAUUAAUUCUUUAUUCGUAGAGUAAAACAUUUAAUAAA